AUGCAGCGAUGGCAAUCACAAAUCCAAGAAUGUAAUGUUGCAAAUAAAACGCAGGAAGAUGCUGAAUCAAUUUUAAAUAAUCAUGAAUUAGCUAACUGUUUUAUAAAACUUGGAGUUGUCACAUUUGAAUUACAACAGUUAGAUAAAUCAUUAGAGUAUUACAACACAGCACUUGAUUUACAGGAGAAACUUGGCAUAAAUCAAAAUUUUAGUUUUGUGUAUCAAGCACUGAGUCAGGUUUAUUUGUGGAAAGAAGAGUACAAUUUACCAUUACAAUAUUCACGUAAAUCCCUCGCAGUUUUACCAGUUGAUCAUCGUUCAAGGUCGACAUCGUUUGAAGUAAUUGAUGAUGUUUAUCGAGACAAGAAACACUUGAUUCGAGCAUUACAUUACCGUCAAAAAUCAAUAGAUACGCGAGUAUGUCUGUUAGAAGACAAUCAUUCACAAAUAGGCAUAGCAUAUAAUAAUAAAGAACUUAUUUAUGAAGAAAAGCAAAAAUUAUCACGUAGCAAUGAAAUACUAUGA
This is a messenger RNA of Rotaria sp. Silwood2, 525 nucleotides long. The record is from the annotation of a GenBank genome assembly. Lineage: Eukaryota; Metazoa; Rotifera; Eurotatoria; Philodinida; Philodinidae.